GCGCUCGCUGCCCGCCAGUGCGCUUUGGUCCUGCGCCGCCUGCUGAGCCCGACAUUCCCGCGGACGGCUUCGCGGGCGCGGAUAGCUGAGACAGGGGCGCCUACGAGGAAUUCAGCGCGGCCCCAACCUCACCCGGGGUGCUGAAGUGCGGCCGGGGAGGUCGGCACGUCAGGAUCUGCAGGCAGAGUGUUCUGAAGAGCUUGACACAGGUUCAUGGUUCUCAUUAAAGCAGCUUCAUGUAAGUGCCAGAGGACACCUGAUCCCCUGCUGCCUUUGUCUGAAAACCAAGAAGUUUGUUGUGCUGAUUUAACUUCCUACAAUCUUUGCUGAUGCUAUCAUAAAAAAAAAAAAAAAUGCUGAUUCUGUCCUUUUUAACCCCUUUGUAACAGACUUUUAACAUACUUGUGCAUUCUUUGACCCUCCAUAAAGAUGUCUGAACCUGACUCUUCAUCUGUAUUUUCGGGUAACGUGGAAAAUGGAACUUUCCUUGAGCUAUUUCCCACAUCCCUGUCCACAUCAGUGGACCCUUCCUCAGGUCACCUCUCAAAUGUCUACAUCUAUGUGUCCAUAUUCCUCAGCCUUCUAGCAUUUCUGCUUCUGCUUUUAAUCAUUGCCCUCCAGAGGCUUAAAAAUAUCAUCUCCUCCAGUUCCUCCUACCCAGAGUAUCCAAGCGAUGCUGGAAGUUCUUUCACCAAUUUGGAAGUCUGUAGUAUUUCCUCUCAAAGGUCCACUUUCUCAAACCUUUCCUCAUGAAGAUGGAAGAAUGCCUGAAUGGUACAGCAGCCUAGGUUUUCCCUUGCAGGAAGUGUCACAUGAAUGAGUUGCUUCAUGAAAGAAAUAACCCCUUUCUUUUCCAACCAAUUAGACCUGUUUCUCCUCCUUCACCCCUCAUUUCUUGUUCCAUUCAUGAUGCUUUUCAUUUGUGAAUGUAGGAGUUGACGCUGACUCAGAGAAAAUGUGUGCAAACCUCGAGGGGCAGAAUUUCACACAAACCACCUAACAAAUCGGAGCAGACUUCUUCAAGGUGGAUCAGUUCAUUUCACUCUGCUGGACACCUGAGGCAGAACUCAUCUGAGGUGGCCUCACAGUGGGUACUGGAUAUGGACUCUUGCACUUCAUUUCUCUUACAAAACCGUGAAACCAACUGAGCUAGAAGAAACUGGCAAAAUUAAGUCUGAACUAUUUAGAAGAUAUUCUCCAUAUUUAAAAGAUAAAGUGGAAACACCAAAUUAAAAAAAAAAAGUCAAUUUAGAUUUAAUGUAGAACAUUCCUAAAACCGGAGGCAAAAUAUGCUAAAUGUUUUGUUUUCACUUUAACAAAUGGGAAUCACAUUUAUUGAUGAAUUAAGUCAUCAUGGAAAAGUACUGGAAGAAUUUAACUUAAUAGCAAGACAAAUAUGUGUUAUGAUGCAGUCUGUAAUGUAUUUUUGCCUCUUGGUUUUUUUUUUUUUCUAUUUAUGUUAUAGUCAUAAUACCCCUACUGUUGUAGAAUUCUUUGUGAUAAUUGCUGCUACUAAGAAACAUCCUAAGAGACAGCAAGAGGUUUUUAUUUUAUAUCUAUACUUUCUGUUAGUGGAAAUUAGCAUAUGGAAAAUUUUCACUUAGUUCUGUUUUCGGCAGUAAUAACUCCUAGCAGUCAUGUAAGCAUGUUCCUUUAUUCAGUUUCAUAGUCUUAUAAUUUUAGCACAGAAUUUUGUUAAGUCUCCCAGAUGUCAGAUGUUUGCUCACCCACAUUAGGUUGCAAAACUUAAAGAGACUAAAUUGCUAAUAUACAUGUUAUUAUAGACUCCAUGAAUGUUACAGUUCUCUAAGAAUUAGUUGUUCCAUGUUAACAUAAUACUUUGCAUUAGCAUUCCAGGAUGUGGGUUUUCAUUAAAAACUGUGGACCUUCAAGUUAUGUCACUGCUGGGAGAUUAGUGGUCCUGGAAGUCAUGAUACUGUGGUCACCCAAGCACUGAACUUGGGGUCUUUAUCCAUGAAAUGAGGCAUACAUGUGAGCAUAGACUUGGAAAAUGGAAAAAAUCAAGCUUCCCCUAAAAACAAAACAGAGCAAACUACAACUUCUUCAGAGUAAGAAUUGUCCUUUAAUUUUAAAAACAAAUGGCACACAGCAUAAACACAACUUCUUCAGCCUUCAGAGCCCACUGCAUCAACAUGCCCUGUCUUCCCAUGGCAAAUGGAUCAUUUCUUGUUCAAAUAUUUUCUAAUCUUAAAUAGUGGAGCUUCAGUAGAUGCUUUGGUUGACUGCGCAGGUGAUACCCUCUAGUAACCCAAUUGGGAUAAAUAUUCACCAUUUUUACAAGGUCUCUCUUCGUCAUUCUAAAAUUCUAAGAGAGAUGAGGACUGGUAAUGAGGAUCUGAAGGUUUGUUUUCUUUUCUUUUUUAAUCCAUAAGUUUCACUUAAGUCAGACCACAUUGACCUAUUUAUAUCAAAAACGUCCCCAAACACUAUAAGACCUACACAGAGUUGCUGUCCUAAAAUGUGCAAUUAGUGAAAAAUUUGCCUCUGCUGCCAUUUAAAGCAUGGCAGUGUGUUGUGGUAUUAUUACGUAGUGUAAAUUUUGGACUAGAAGAACUCCACUAUUUUAGAUCAUUAUCAGCAGUCUCUCAAUAUGUGUGUGUAUGUGUGUGUACUAAUGUAUAUAUAUUUUCUCACAUACUCCUAAUUAAAAGUUGUGUGGAAGCUACAGGAUUGUAGAGGCAUCAGUAUUAUCAAUUUUGCUUUUUUAUUAAUUUUGUGCUACUAUGGUUAUUGAGGAAGAAAGUGAUUUAAAAAUAAUAAAGGAACAAGUUUGCCAUACAA
Neogale vison (American mink) is the source of this 2802-nucleotide messenger RNA. RefSeq names its product serine rich and transmembrane domain containing 1 (gene SERTM1). The coding region runs from base 430 to 753 and encodes 107 amino acids. Gene Ontology annotation, cellular component: intracellular membrane-bounded organelle. The transcript has 3 exons. Lineage: Eukaryota; Metazoa; Chordata; Mammalia; Carnivora; Mustelidae. The record is from RefSeq and is a predicted model, not a curated record.